GUGAGUCCCACCCCAGGAUGCAUCCGGGCGUUAAUGAAGAUGCUGUACUGCCCUUAUUGCCGUGGUCUGCCCACUGUGAAACCUUGCAAUAACUAUUGCCUCAACGUAAUGAAGGGCUGCCUUGCAAACCAAGCGGAUCUGGAUACCGAGUGGAAUCUCUUCGUAGAUGCCAUGCUUUUGGUAGCAGACAGACUAGAGGGACCAUUCAACAUUGAGUCAGUUAUGGAUCCCAUUGAUGUCAAAAUUUCUGAAGCCAUUAUGAACAUGCAAGAAAACAGUGUGCAUGUGACUGGAAAGGUUUUCCAAGGUUGUGGACAGCCUAAGCCAGCUCCAGGCGUAAGAGCAUCUCGGUCCAUUCCUGAAAACUUCAACACUCGCUUUCGACCUUAUAACCCAGAAGAAAGACCAACAACUGCUGCUGGCACCAGCUUGGACAGGCUGAGGACUAUCUGGAGGACAAUGCAACAUGGUGUAAUUGACAUUAAAGAAAAACUAAAGCUUUCCAAAAAGUUCUGGUCUACAUUACCCUACACCAUCUGCAAGGAAGAAGCAGUGACUGGUGGCAUGUCUAAUGAAGAGGACUGUUGGAAUGGACACACCAAAGCUAAAUAUCUACCUGAGAUCAUGAAUGAUGGACUCACCAAUCAGAUAAACAAUCCUGAGGUUGAUGUGGACAUCACCCGGCCUGAUACCUACAUAAGACAACAAAUCAUGGCUCUUAGAGUAAUGACCAACAAACUAAAAAAUGCAUACAAUGGAAAUGAUGUGAACUUUCAGGACACAAGUGAGGAGACCAGUGGCUCCGGUAGUGGAAGCGGCUGUACAGAUGACAUUUGUCCAACAGAGUUUGAAUUCAUCACCACAGAAACUCCUCUCAUUGACUCAGACAGGAGGGAAGUGGACUCUUCAGCCAGCCAGCCCAGCCCAUCCGUCCUCACGGGCUUCCUCCUUCUUACAGUCUUUCUCCUGCAAAGACACUGCAGAUAA
Molecule: messenger RNA, 987 nt
Organism: Protobothrops mucrosquamatus (brown spotted pit viper)
Lineage: Eukaryota; Metazoa; Chordata; Lepidosauria; Squamata; Viperidae
Gene: GPC6
Product: glypican 6
Exons: 7
Biological process (GO): cell migration; regulation of protein localization to membrane; regulation of signal transduction
Cellular component (GO): plasma membrane; extracellular region; synapse
Source: RefSeq, a predicted model, not a curated record